Messenger RNA from Apis cerana (Asiatic honeybee), 4868 nucleotides. RefSeq lists its product as uncharacterized. NCBI's taxonomy places the organism in Eukaryota, Metazoa, Arthropoda, Insecta, Hymenoptera, Apidae. Gene Ontology annotation, cellular component: nucleus. The record is from RefSeq and is a predicted model, not a curated record. Gene Ontology annotation, molecular function: protein binding. Gene Ontology annotation, biological process: regulation of transcription by RNA polymerase II.
UAUAUUCAUAGGUUGAAAUAUCUAUAUCGUAAUGUAAGAUGGCUAAUUUUUGAGUUUCGUUUACGUCCUAAUUUUGUACAUUUCAAUACGUUAGUGAGCAAAUGUUGUGUAAACUCGGUGAUUUUAUAAACCGACAUUCCCGGUGGUGCUUCAUGAAAGUCACUAGAGAAUGUAUAAAGGCGCUAUAUCAUUAUCUAUCAUUAAUCGAAAUUGAUUGCAUACAUUUCAUCAAAGGUUUCAGUGCUUUUUUUCAAACUACUCUCGAUAGAGGAAGAUUAACAUUUUAAUCAUAUUUCGACACAAUGGUCGAAAAUGCUAAAUGUUGUGUCCUACAAUGGACUGAUCAUCCAAAAUAUAUUACAAAAAAAUUUAGUGGACUAUUGGCACGUCAAGUACUUGUUGAUGUAACACUCGUAUGUGAAGACCAGAAGCUACGUGUUCAUAAACUGAUUUUAGCAUCAAAUAGUAUAUAUUUCGAGGAGAUUCUACAACAAGAUUUGGGUCAAGAACCAGUUAUAUUUUUGAAAGACUUAAACUUUGAAAUUUUGAAGGCCAUGGUUGAAUUCAUGUAUUGUGGAGAAACAAGAAUUUCUUAUCAAUUAUUAUCACCUUUAUUAACUGCCACGAAAAAAUUUAAGGUUAAAGAAUUGACAACUGUGGUUGAUGCCAUGAUGAAUUCUAAUGUAGGAAGUUUUGAAAUCAAUGAUGUGGACAAAGAAGUUACUGAAACAAAGAUUAUAAGCAAUACAUGUAAUAAUACAGAUUAUAUACAUGUAAAGUGUAAUGAACUUGUUAAGAACGAGUGCUUUGUACUUUGUAAUAAGAGUAAUAGUGAUGUGAAUACAAGUGAAAAUCAAUCUUCAGAAGGUAAUACAAUUAGUGAUUCUCCUGAACAAGAAUUAGAACAUAUAUUGUAUGAAGAGUCACAAGAUUUUGAAACUAAUGCAGAACAAACUAAUACAUUAUUUUCAGUAGGUAAUUCUACAAAAUUAAUGGGAAAUGAAAAUUUAAUUCUAUUAACAAAUGAUAAAAUGAAAGAAAUGUCAAAUGAGGAAAUAGAAUGUCCUGGAAAUAGAAUAAUAAAUAGUGAUACUUUGUGUACAAAUAACGAAUUAAAACCUAUAUUAUAUGAACAAUGCUGUGAUCUUUCAGAUAUUGAUGAAUGUGAAGAAAGUUCUAUGUCAUUAUCACAAUCUUGCCUUCAACAAAUUGAAAAAGACUUUGCACAAUAUAAAUUUGAAGGUGCUGAUGUUCCUAAUAAAGUAGGAAAAUGUAUUAAAGUUUACACUCAUAAAAGACGAAAAUCUAUAGAUGAAAUAAAAAAUAAAUUAACAGAUAUGAAUAACAUAAUUCAGAAUCCACCAUCUACUGAUUGUAUAGACUUAUUGGAUGAGCCGUCCACUACUGAUAUACCAGUUACACUUUUAACAUCACUAGAUAUGGAGAGUGCUGAAUAUAUUAUAAGUUUAAAUACUAAAAAUAUUCAAUCUAUAGUAGGAGCUACUUUAACAGAACAGCAUACAUUAAAUAAAUGUAAAGAACUAGAAGAAAUUAUUGAAUGUAAUGCACAACAAGAUAGUAUAAAUAAAACAGAAUUUAAUACUCAAGAUACUGAAAUUUCUAAUUGUUCAAAACCAAUAUUACGAAGAAGUUUACGAUUAAAUCAACAAGAAAUAGAAGAAACUAUAAAUAAUAAUGAAACUAUUAAAACUUCUACUGAAAGAAAAGAACAUUUUAAAAAAUCAAAUUUUUCAAAUAAAACGGAAUUAUGUAUUAAAAGAAAACGUAAAAUAAAGGACAUAGAUCGUAAAGUUCCAGAACAAGUUAUUAACAAUGUAAUACAACCUAUUAAGAAAACAUUUAAUAAUUCUCGUAGAAAUACAAAAUUAAUUGUUAAAAAAAAUAAAUGUAUAAUAUCUAAUAAAGAAAAAGAUGAGCAAACAGUUAAAAUAACAAAUAAAUUAAAAUGUGGCAUAUCAGAAACAACAAAUAUUGAUUCCAUUUUUACAUUACCUAAAUUAAAUACAAUAGAACAUAUAAAUCGUGCAUUAUGGGGCGAUAUGACAGAUUUUGCGGAAGAUUAUAAAAAUAGAAUAAAUUUGCUGGAAAAUUCAUCAAAUACAGAAAUUCCAUUUGCAGUUGGUUUAUUACCCUUACGUACUGCUUUAGAAAAAAUGCAAGCAACACCAGAUUAUCAACCUCGCAAAACUCGUUCAUCUGUAGCACCAAUAAGACAAGAAAUUAAUAAUCUUAAGAGAAAAAAUUGUACUCAUUUAGUUAAAGUUACAGAUUCAAAAAAACAAAAUAUGUGUAUUAAUGAUCCAAAAGAAAAUGCAAAAGCAGUUUGUCAUAUUCAAAUUAGAACAGCGCCAUCACAGUACGUACGAACUCGUAAAAAAUAUCUUUCGACAAAUAUAAAUUCAUUGGAAUCGCCAAUUAUAAUUAAUAAAAAUUAACAAGUAUUAAAAAAUUACAUAAUGAUAAUAAUUCAAUAUAAUAUUCUUGAAUGUGAAUGUCAAAGUAUAAAAGAGAACGCAUAAUUUUAUGCAUGUUAUUUUAUAUUUUAAAAAACAUAUUUUUAAUAUGGAACUUCUUGUAUAUAAAACACAGAUAUAAAAAAUAGAUAUGCGAUAAACUAUUUAGGUACAUGUAGUUCCUUGAUUUCUAUAAGAAUUCAAGAUAUAUUUUUUUUAUUUUAUUUGAGCGUGUAUACACGCGUGUGCUUACUUGGCCAUAUUUUUUAAUUUAUAUUAAAUAUUUCUAUACGUGUAUUAAAUACUAUUAAGAAAAUAAAUAUAACUAUUUUUUUCAUUGAAUGAAGAAAUAUUAACUCAGAAAUAAAUAUUUUUUGUAACUUUCAAAAAUAAUUUGAAUCGUGUAUAUUCAUAAUUCCUUUACUAUUAUAGCUUCUUAAAAUUCUGUGAUAUUUGUUAUUAUUAUUCUUAUUGAAAACUCUACUUAAUUAUACAAUUGUUCAAUCCAUUCAAAUGUUUAAAGAUUUAUCAUCAAAAAUAAAAAACUCUGAAGAAAUUCGAAAUAAAAUUUUAUUUUGCACAUAAACAACAUAUUAUAAAUUAAUUAUAAUAAAUUAAUAUAAAAUAGUUACAAAAUAUUUUUUUUUUUAUUUUACUCUUAAAGUUAAAAUUUCUUAAUAUUUAAUUAAAUUAAUAUUUGAAAUAAGGCUAUUAAUUAAUCUGUAUUCUAUUUAAUUAAUAAUAUAAAAUAAUAUAAUUUUAUUAUAAAUAUUUGAAAUAAAAACGCAUUAUUUGAUACACGUAUAGUUUUAUAUAUAUAUGUAUAAAUAAUAUGUAUAUAUACAUAAUGAUUUAUUUCUAGAAAUAUUGUACAUAAAUAUUUUGAACAUUUUAGUUUAUUGUAUUUAAGUAAAACUUUAACAAAUUUUUUUUUGUGUGUGUGAAAAAUGCAUACAUAUCAUUUACAGUAAUGUGAAUAUCUUAAUACUAUAAAUUAUGAUUUGUUAUAUGCCUUUAAGAGAGAAUGAAAUCUUACAUAUUUUAUAUAAUGAUUUAUUUAUAAUUUUAUUCAUAAAUAUAUUUUUUUUAACUCUCUAUAACUAGAAUUUUAUUUUCUUAUAAAGAAAAAAUUAUUAUUAUAAAUAAAUUAUUAUAUUCUCUGUAGUGCUUUUGCUUUUAUUGAAAAUUUAAAAAUUAAUUUUGCUAUUAUUUAUAUUUAUAUAUAUAUAUUAUUACUUAUAAUAUGUACUUUUAAAAUGUAAGCUCUGAAUUUAUUGCAUAAUAUAACAAUGUAAAAUGAAUUAUUUACUGCCAUAAUUCAUAAAAAUAUGAAUGCAAUAAGAUACAAAUAAGAUUUAAAAAUAUACAUAUGUGAAUAUGUAUAAUUUUCAAGUGACAUGUCGUUAUAGAGGGUUAAUAUCUUUAUUUCAUGAUAAUUAAUAUUUCAUAAUAGUUAUUUCAUUUAAUAAGUAAGUUAAUUCAUAAUAAUCCAGUGUAAUAAUUUCUGUUAUAAAAGCGAUUACUAUGAAACUUCAAAACUAUAAAUUGUAUAAUAGUUUAUCAUGUAUUUUCUUAUAUUGUUUAUAUUUUUUAAAUAGAUAUUAAAUUGAAACAAAAUUAUUUGUAUUUAUAUAUAUAUAUAUAUACAUUAUAUAUUAUAUAUUAUAUAAUACAUAUAUAUAUAUAUAUUGUAGUAUUUUGAAAUGUAACUAAUUAAUGCACAAUGUAACAAAAUGGAUUGUUUACUGCAAUAAUAUAUAAGUAUUUUUUACAUGAAUUUAUGUAUACAUAUACAUUGACAAAGAAAUAUAUUUUUUUUUUUCUAAUAAAAUUUUUGUUGUAUAAUUAUACUAUCUUUAGAAUAUUUAUACUUUCAUUAUAUUUAUUAUAAAAUUCAUUUGUAUUUCUAUAAAUAGGAUAAAAUAUAAAUAGUUGAAAUUAUAAUUAAAUUAUUAUAUCGAAUUGCGUAGUUAUAUUUUUAUGCUUCAUAUUUUCAUUCGAUAUUUUAUUACUUUAUAGACUGAAUACAUUAUAUAUUACCUGAAUGAUCAUAAUAAGAAACUAUAAUCUGUACAGAAAUAUAUAAUAUACUCAAUAUGUUCUUGACACUGCGUAGAGGACGAAAACAGUCUAUAAAGAGAGAGUGCCAUGUUUAUUUAUAACUAGUAAUUUGAUUGGCCGUGUAAUACACUAUGAUACAUACAUACACAAUCAAUAUGAGAAAAGUGUAGUUUUCAUAAAUUUAGUUCUCUAAUUUCUAAUGGAAUUGACAGAAGCCAGCGAAAUAAAGAGCAAUAAACUGUUUUUUAUUAUUGUAAAAUUAAAUAUCUCAAAAUAACAUUGAUGCUCAUGUAUUAAUAUAUUUGAUUAAAGAGAGAUUAAAAAUUAUAAAAA